Molecule: messenger RNA, 2630 nt
Organism: Limulus polyphemus (Atlantic horseshoe crab)
Lineage: Eukaryota; Metazoa; Arthropoda; Merostomata; Xiphosura; Limulidae
Product: transient receptor potential-gamma protein-like
Exons: 14
Biological process (GO): calcium ion transmembrane transport; manganese ion transport; regulation of cytosolic calcium ion concentration
Cellular component (GO): membrane; cation channel complex
Molecular function (GO): store-operated calcium channel activity; inositol 1,4,5 trisphosphate binding; protein binding
Source: RefSeq, a predicted model, not a curated record
AACCCGAUCACUCUCGUUUGUCGCUAGAAGUUUAAAAGACGUUGAAAUCAUUGAUAAAUGUAACAAUUAUAACUUUUAAUGAAACUAGUAAAUGUAAGCAUCGUGCCAUGGUAUAUCAUAAUGUCCUGUUUACCGCUACUAGUGCAAGUAAACAAAGGUAUUGACUGUGAGUCCGGAGCUGGUACCGAGCAUACAGAGAACAUUGGAGACAGUGUUGUCAAGAAAGAAGAGACGAUAGUCAUUAACCUUUGUGAGGUGUCCUCAGAGUGUGGCACUUAUCUUAUCGUGAAAACUUUCCGGUACAAAAAAGAACGAGUUAAUCACAGUUUCAAAUGACCUGAGGGAUCAACAGCCGGGAUGUACAAUUUUGCUCUUUAAAAGUGGAUAAACUAAUACAACAAUGGAUGGGGAAUCGGUAAAUAUAGCAAAGGAUCAAACCCAGUUUUUGUCUUCGGAUUCAACUCCUGUUCAAGAGUUUGCUUCGAAACGCGAAGGCCAGCUUUCACUAGAUGAGAAAAAGUUCCUGCUAUCAGUGGAGAGGGGUGAUCUAGCUUCAGUCCGUAGGUACGUUAGUUGGGAAGCUAUAGACAGGAACACGGCAACUUUCACGCCAGAUAUUUCACCUUUGAUGCUCGCGGCCCAUCGAAAUAAUUACGAAAUCAUCAAAAUCCUGUUGGAUCGUGGAGCUACACUACCAAAUCCCCAUCAAGCACGGUGUGGAUGCAGGGAGUGCGUGAUAUCCAGCUCGGAGGACAGUUUGAGGCACUCUCGCUUCCGGAUCAACGCUUAUCGUGCUCUAGCCUCGCCCUCACUCAUCUCACUUUCUAGCAAAGAUCCUAUUUUAACCGCCUUCGAGCUUAGCUGGGAGCUACGCCGGUUAAGUUUUAUGGAGCAAGAGUUCAAAAGCGAGUAUCUUGAGAGCAACAAAAUAACUGAAACUAUCAACAUAAACUGUGUCGACCCCUUGGGCCGUUCCGCCCUACUGAUGGCUAUAGACAAUGAAAACCUGGAAAUGCUGGAGUUACUGAUUGCAUUUGGGAUGGAGACAAAAGAUGCCUUACUGCAUGCCAUUAGCGAAGAAUAUGUGGAGGCAGUGGAGGUAUUACUGGAACACGAGGAGAACAGCCAUAAAAAAGGGGAUCCUCAUUUCUGUGCCCACUCCAACGUUCAGCAGUUACUAGCUUCCAUCUGGUACGAAGGAUUGCCUGGAUUCCGACGGAAGAACGCUCUUCUCCAGUCAUUAGAAAUCAUUCGGAUAGGAAUUCUCUUUCCAUUAUAUUCAAUAGCUUACAUCCUUGCUCCCCACUCUAGCUUCGGUCGUACCAUUCGUCGUCCUUUCAUCAAGUUCAUCUGUCACUCCAUUUCUUACGUCACUUUUCUAUUUCUUCUGAUCCUUGCGUCACAACGAGUAGAGAGCGUGAUGAUUGGUUGGCUUGGAACAAAACCGAAACAGAAGAAUGCCAUGGUAACGAAACGGGGAGCUUCUCCAACAAUCAUUGAAUGGAUGGUUUUAGCCUGGGUAGCAGGCUUAAUAUGGAGUGAGAUUAAGGAGCUGUGGGAAUCUGGACUUACUCAGUAUAUUAGUGAUAUGUGGAACAUAAUCGACUUCUUCACCAACUCCCUCUAUGUAGCCACCGUGGCGCUUCGAGUGGUGGCUUAUUUUCAGGUACAAAAAGAAAUUUCACUUAAUACCGGAACAGCUUUCCUCCCUCGAGAAAGUUGGGACGCCUGGGAUCCAAUUUUGAUUGCCGAAGGACUUUUUGCAGCGGCGAAUGUCUUCAGUUCGUUGAAGCUGGUAUACAUCUUCUCUGUGAAUCCUCAUCUUGGACCUCUUCAGAUAUGUCUCGGGAGGAUGGUUAUCGAUAUUCUCAAGUUCUUCUUCGUGUACGCCCUGGUAUUGUUUGCCUUUGCCUGUGGGAUGAACCAGCUCCUCUGGUACUAUGCAGAUCUGGAGAAACAAACUUGUCAAGCCCAGAGAGACGUGUCUGCCUGUCAGAAAUGGAGAAGAUUUGCCAACGUGUUCGAGUCGUCACAGACACUGUUUUGGGCAAGCUUUGGUUUGAUAGACCUGGACAGCUUCGAGUUGACGAAUAUUAAAAGUUACACCCGCUUUUGGGGCAUGUUGAUGUUUGGAAGCUAUUCCGUUAUCAAUAUCGUGGUCCUCUUGAACCUGCUCAUUGCCAUGAUGAAUCAUUCUUAUCAGAUGAUUUCGGAGCAUACAGACACUGAAUGGAAGUUUGCAAGAAGUAAGUUGUGGAUGAGUUACUUCGAAGAUGGCGGCACCGUUCCCCCUCCUUUCAACAUCAUCCCCACUCCCAAAAGUGUUUAUUACCUUCUUUGCUGGAUAGUCAGAAAGCUGUGUGGAUAUUCAGAGCUAACAAAGAAAGACAAUAAAACAAAUCUAAAAAAGGCUAAAAAAGCAACCGAAAGGGAUUUUCGUUAUCAGACCAUCAUGAGAAGCCUGGUUCGUCGUUAUGUAACCAAAGAACAAAGAUAUACUGAUAACCAAGGCGUCACCGAAGAUGACGUGAAUGAGAUUAAACAAGACAUUUCCUCAUUUCGAUAUGAACUGAUGGAAGUGCUGAAGAACAGUGGAUUUAAUACGUUAAUAGCAAAAGGACAAACUCAAG